Messenger RNA from Branchiostoma floridae (Florida lancelet), 3341 nucleotides. RefSeq names its product potassium voltage-gated channel subfamily KQT member 1-like. The coding region runs from base 742 to 2778 and encodes 678 amino acids. Gene Ontology annotation, cellular component: membrane; voltage-gated potassium channel complex. The record is from RefSeq and is a predicted model, not a curated record. Lineage: Eukaryota; Metazoa; Chordata; Leptocardii; Amphioxiformes; Branchiostomatidae. Gene Ontology annotation, biological process: transmembrane transport; potassium ion transport. Gene Ontology annotation, molecular function: voltage-gated potassium channel activity; protein binding. The transcript has 16 exons.
UGAACUUUCCCCAUUAUUUACACCUCCAAGAUAACACUGAUUGGUUGAGACUGGGGGAGUUCCAGGCGUUGAUUGGCUAAGCAAUUUACUUCGUCCUCGCUGAUUGGUUAGGUCGAUUCAUUGAUAGCUUUCUACUCUCGCCUCUUCUGACCAAGGACGUUCUUGUUCUGACUAAAACUUGGCCUGCCUUUUGACAGUAAACCAUGUUUCAUGUCACCUAUUAGAAACCUUGCUGCCACAGCUAUUUUCUUCUUUUAAAAAGAUGUCUGCAUUAUUCUUGAAACAUUUCGAGGAGGAGGAGGAUCAAAUGACAGCAAGGAGGUGAGAAUCUCCCGGUGAGAGGUCGCUUGUCACUGAACCGGGACGGACGGACAGAUUUUUGGCGGGAAAAUACAGCACGAAUUUCAGACGACAUAAAAAGCCAGCAGUUAUUUUCACCACGCUGUCGUCUGCUCGAAGGUUUGCUGACAGAAAAAAGGUUCCUGACGGCCCAAAUAAUAUUUUCCUGACCAGAAGACGUCCGUUGACAAUCAGAGGAAGAGUCGUCUGCAAGAUUGUCGGGUGAGAAGUUCGCGCCGCACCGUAGGCGUGACUGACAACUUCCAGGAAUCAGUACACAAACAAUGUCGCUCACGAACAGCCUGUGUGGCCAGCGUUUGCUACUGGCACUCCUUCCCUUUGGCCCUGUCGCUGUGUAUAUCUAAACUCCGGUGGGGAAAAACGUAUGUACUCUCAGUCAAGAUGAAACGGGGAGAUAAUGUAGAGAUGGGGCCCAUCAAAUGUACCAACUCCAGCGGGGACUUCGCGGCGGGGCGGGCGCGGUCUAACACCGACCGAGAACGACCCCAGCCCGAUCCCAGCUCGCGGGCCAGCGUCUCGGCCGCUUCUCAAGCUCCCUUCGGCGAGGAUGGAGACAGAGGUGACAGGGACCGACAUGUGCACACGCACAUCCGUAUGAAGUACAGCAACUUGUACCCAAACAAACCCGUGGUCAGGACUAGCUUCCAGGGAAAGGUCUACAAUUUCCUGGAAAGACCAACAGGCUGGAAGUGCUUCGUCUACCAUUUCACCGUGUUUGUGAUGGUGCUAGUCUGCCUCAUCUUCAGUGUUCUUUCUACAAUAGACAGCUACACAGUCCUGGCAAACGCGACGCUCUUUUGGAUGGAAAUAUUUCUGGUGGUGUUCUUUGGUCUGGAGUACAUCGUGCGACUGUGGUCGGCAGGCUGUCGCAGCAAGUAUGUGGGCAUCCGCGGACGCUUCCGAUUCGCCAGGAAACCUAUCUCUAUCAUCGACCUGAUUGUAGUGGUGGCUUCUAUCAUAGUGCUGUGUGUGGGGUCCAAUGGACAAGUGUUCGCAACCUCAGCCAUCAGGGGAAUCCGUUUCCUCCAGAUCCUGCGGAUGUUACAUGUGGACAGGCAGGGUGGAACGUGGCGACUCCUGGGCUCUGUGGUCUUCAUACACAGACAGGAACUGAUCACGACGUUAUACAUCGGGUUCCUGGGCCUGAUCUUCUCCUCCUACUUCGUGUACCUGGCUGAGAAGGAUGAAGUGGAUGAGAACGGGGAAACGGACUUCAAGAGCUACGCUGACGCACUCUGGUGGGGGGUGAUUACAGUAACAACCAUUGGGUAUGGAGACAAGACACCGCACACGUGGAUCGGCAAGCUGAUUGCGUCGUGCUUCUCUGUGUUCGCCAUAUCGUUCUUCGCUCUUCCUGCAGGUAUCCUGGGAUCAGGCUUUGCGCUGAAGGUCCAACAGAAACAGAGACAGAAACAUUUCAACAGACAGAUACCAGCAGCAGCUACUCUCAUCCAGUGCCUGUGGCGUUGCUACUGUGCGGAGCCAGGAUUUGACUCGGAGGCUACGUGGAACAUCCACCUUCGCCAGUUCCAGCAGAACAGAGCCAACCAGACCAGCUCUCGGGUCGGCCUCAACAAAAAGCCAUCACUCCUGAAGAGGAUCACAUCCAGGACUAAGUUUGACUUCCAGCAAUCCAUCCUGAACAACAUCCUGUCCAAUGCAGUGACUGAGACAGAGCAGAAGUCCAACAGUACGGAACAGAAACAAGACACGAGCGAGGGAGCGCCCGCACCCGGAGGUAACAUUGUGGACUACAGCGAGUCUCCCAGGCCUGGUACAUUGUACAUUGGUGGGUCUCCUAGCUGCGACCGGCGCGGCCCUAGUGAUCUGGUCGGUGUGCGUAGACGACACAGCUCCGACACCUCAAACUCCGUCACAUUUCACUUCAUGCCGUCCGUAGACGACAAUCCAGACGAAUCUGGAGAAAAAAUUUUUGAUGGCUACGCCUGCCUCUCUGAUAGCCAAUUUGAAGGUCUUGACUAUAUUGACCAACACCCGCAACCAAUCUCAGAGUUGUCAGAGCAGCACAAGAUAGCGAUACGAGUCAUCAGAAGGAUUAGAUACUUCGUAGCUAGGAGGAAAUUUCAGCAAGCUCGGAAACCUUACGACGUUCGAGACGUUAUUGAGCAAUAUUCCCAGGGACAUGUCAACAUGAUGGUGCGCAUCAAGGAACUCCAGAGAAGGCUGGAUCAGACGUUAGGGAAACCAGGGGCAUAUCUAACAGGUCGAGAGCAGGGUCUGGACCGCUCCAAACUCACCAUAGUGGCCAGGUUAUCCAGGGUGGAGGAACAGGUGGCAACCAUGGACGAGAAGCUAGACUCCGCUCUGGACCUCUUACACGUGAUCGCCAGGCGCGUACAGACGCACAGGCCGUGUCUACUCACAAACAACCCCGACUCCAUCGAAGAGGAAGUCUAACACACGCUACAGUUUCCUUUCAUUCCUUAUGUUCGUACCUGCUGAGGUAACCACACACUUAAGUAUUACAGGUUCCUCAAGCAAGGCUGUAUCUAAAGGAGGUAAGAACUCUUAAGGUUCUUAAAGUCAAAGCAGUCCUCCUGACGUCUUCAACUCUGUAAAGACUUAAAACGUCUUCCCAUUAAAGAGGCAAAAAAAGUUGCUAGUCUUCUAUGGACCUAAAUAUGAGGUUGCUAUUGUCUUCUUGUAGGAUAUACUAGAUAAAGAGUGAGGAGGAGCCAAAAUUAGGCAUGGGAAUCGAACCCAGGACUCCUGGUUUUAGUGUUCUGGAAGCUGCUGUCAAAAGGAGACGAAACAGGGUUUAGAGAACAGUGGAUACAAAUGAUGUUGAUUAUAGAAAGUAUUAAUCAUACAGAAAUUAGAUGGUCUUAGAAGAAUGAUGUUUUUCCAUGCGCACGUGCAAAGUAUAGUUCAUGUGAGGUCAAAUCGUAAAACUCAGGAGGAGUUUAAAAUGACUGAGUGUAGUUACAGCUGGCUGUAACAUACUAGCUUGUGGAAUAUGU